Trachymyrmex septentrionalis is the source of this 1179-nucleotide messenger RNA. RefSeq lists its product as uncharacterized. Lineage: Eukaryota; Metazoa; Arthropoda; Insecta; Hymenoptera; Formicidae. Gene Ontology annotation, biological process: sensory perception of smell; detection of chemical stimulus involved in sensory perception of smell. The record is from RefSeq and is a predicted model, not a curated record. Gene Ontology annotation, molecular function: olfactory receptor activity; odorant binding. The transcript is spliced from 4 exons. Gene Ontology annotation, cellular component: plasma membrane. Bases 1 to 1179 code for a protein of 392 amino acids.
AUGGCUAGUGAACGAUGGAAGGACGAUGUCGCAUACGCGAUAACUCCUUUUAAAUUGGUAGCGUGGUCCAUCGGUAUCUGGCCAUUUCAAGUUCAUAAUGUUUAUUCAUUGAUACGAUAUGUCGUGGGCAUUUCUGGUCCGGCCUUCAUGCUCAUCAAAUCCAGUUUCGAAGUUUAUUUGGGCUGCACGGACGCGGAGACAAGCGUAGAUUGUCUCAUGUUAAUAUGUUGCGCAAUACUUGGUGUGCUGAAGGCGAUAUGGUUUCGCAUUUACGCCAAAAAUUUGGCUACAAAUUAUAAAUCUAUUAUGGAGGAUUACUUCACAAUUGAAAACAUAAAAGAGCGUGCUAUCAUGCGAAAACAUGCUUUUAUGGGAAGGACUCUCUGUUGUUUAGUUUUGGGCUUCGGUUGUUUUAGCUCCAUAAUGUAUGGAUUAAACGCUAUUCUGAAUGAAUACAAGCAUGUCAACAUAACAAAGGAUACUAUGCUAGAAUAUCCAGUACCAUCGAAAUGCUUUAUGAGAUACUUAAAUGCACCAGUGAGAAUGCACAAAAUUUUCUGUAUCAUCGAUGUUAUUGCAUUAAUACUAGCAAGUAUUGCAAAUCAAGGUAAUGACGCUUUGUUUCUGAACGCUACAUUGCACAUUUGUGGUCAAAUGAAAAUUCUGAGAGCUAAUUUCCUUGAUUUUGAUAUCAAAGACCUGCAUAUCUACGAUCGUUUCAACGUACUAAUUGAAAGGCAUAAAUACUUAAUAAAAUUGACCAGAGAACUUGCCGAAAUGAUUAGUUUUGUUUUGCUGAUAGAAUUAUUUAUUAUCAGUAUUCUUUUGUGCAUAAUGGGAUUUCAACUUAUUUUACAAUUAGGUGAAAACAACGUUGUUUUAAUUACAAAAAAUAUAAUGGUACAAAGUACUUUUAUAACACAAUUAACUUUAUACAGUGUUAUUGGAGAUUAUUUAAAAUCCGAAAUGGAGGAAAUAGGGCUUUCUAUUUAUCAAAGCAGUUGGUACAAUUUUCCUGCAAAGCUAACAAGACAUAUGAUAUUCAUUCUUAUGUGUUCAGAUUCCCCCGUUGCUUUGCAAGCUGGAAAUUUUAUCGUAGUAAAUUUGGUAACUUACGUGAGCAUCUUGAAAGCAUCUCUUUCAUAUCUCUCUGUACUUCGUGUAAUGGUAAAGGUGUGA